GGGAGUAAGGGGCUUGCUUACUAGAGGGAGGGGGCGGUUGCCGGCCUAUGGGCCUGGUUUUUACUGCUGUAUCGAGGGGAGCUCCCGUACAGGGCACUUUGCUUUAGUUCUUGUCAGCAUCCCAAUCAGUUGUUCUCCUUGACCAUACACUUUAUCGCCCCGUUCUCGGCGGCUUCUGCGCCGGGACGUUUGCUUCCAUCAGUGUCUCAGCUCUCCUCAGGGCUAGAGUCGUAGAAGAAGGGCUUCCCUGUCUCUCAGUUCCCGACUCCGGCCGCCAAAGUCUGUGUGCCGGGCUCACGGAGUUCGCUCUUAGGGCUUACGGAACAUUCCCCAAAUUCCGUCUUCUUCAGGAUACCGCUACCGGCGCAGUCGAAGUACGAGCGUUACUUAGGAAGCAAAGGGCUCAUUUCCGAGGGCAGCGCCGCCGCCCCCCUUCCCUGGGCUGAGCCCCUCCCCGGAGCCGCGGCGCCCGCGGCGGCGCGCCCGCUUCCGGGCGGGGUCCUUCCGCGCAGCGGGCCGCCGAGUCCCGCCCGCCGGGUCCCGCCCGAGCGCGCCGGCGCGGGUCAGGCGAACGCCACGGGCAGCCCUAGCGGGGCCCUGCCGGGCGCUCCGCCCUUCCGGCGCGGGCGGCGGCCGAGGUCAUGCCGUGAAAGGGCGCACUAAGAAAACCUGAUGCCCUGAGCACGUUACUUCUGGAGAAACGCUUGGCCUCUGCAGCUCUGUGUGGGACACUGAAAGGCAGUUGUGGACGCAGUCUGUUGGAGUCUUUGAGGGCAAGCAGUGUUUCCUGGGGCAGACAGCAGUGGAUCUCGUGGGAUGGCUGCACCGAACGGAGAUGGACGAAGUUCUGGCAUUCCUCAAACCCUGACAGCGCGAAUGUGGUGGAAUAAGUGCCGGCGCAGGUCCUGAUCCUCGUCUUCUGUCGACCCUCAGCACGUCCAGCGUCCCGUUUUCGGAAGAAAGUGUGUUGGAUUUCAAACCCUUGGGCAGGACAGGAGGAGGUGGCCUUCUCGGUUGCUGUCAUGGACAUGGCGUCCUGGGGUAUAGUGCCUUCUCCAUCAAGGACGUCCCAGGCGGCCACGUUCUCUGUUGACUCGGAAAGCCCGUCUGGAGCAUUCCAGGGACAGGCACCGCUCCCACGGGAGCCCCCUUCCAGAGCUGGAUGAGGGAAGCCCGUCCCUACCCAGAGGAUCACGGCCAAAAGCCGCCCUGACCCGAACCCGUGCGUGGAGGUGGAGCUGGUGAUGGUCCCCUCCACCUCGGCUCCCUGCUCUGCCACGCAAGGGCCUGCCAAGUGGCGCAGCAAGGCCACAGGGAUUGCAAGGGCGGUCCUCAGCCUGGCUUGGCAUCUGGCAGGUGCCCUUGUCUCCCUGUGGAGACACCUGCUGAACACACGCAUCUUUGCCAGGCAAAAGAUGGGCCCGCAGAGCAAGAGGUUCUUGAAAGUCGUCUUCCUGUGGCUCCCAGUGGCUCUGGCUGGUGCUUACUGCGCGACCUCGCUGCCGGUGUGGACAACGCAGGCAAAGGGACUGAUAGAGGAGCUGACACGCGUGUCGUCGGCAAACCUGAAGAUGCUGUGGAACUUGCCCGUUUUGGUGGCGGAGGAAACCCAAAAGACACGCUCUCUGCUGGAGGAGGUGGCUCAGCUGAGGGCACAGAUCCGCAGUUUGAAGGAAGCUCAGGAAGUGAACCAGGCAGCGUCCAAGAAGGCUUUGGGUGCCUACAUCGAGAUGUCUGACUGGGCCCUGGAAAGCUCUGGUGCCACCAUUGACACGCAGAGAACUUCCGAGACCUACGACUGCCAAGAGAAUUGGGGCUGCAGGGUUUUAUGGUUCUUCCACGCUGCCAAGCCUCCUGAGACUAUUUUGCAGGCGGAUGUUUCCCCAGGAAACUGCUGGCCUUUCCAAGGGCAUCAGGGCCAGGUGGUCAUCAGGUUGCCAGCACGAGUCCAUCUGACUGCCAUAACUGUGCAGCACAUCUCCAAAGACGUGUCUCCAUCUGGGACCGUCCUCAGCGCCCCCAGAGACAUCGCUGUCUUUGGAGUGGAUGCGGACGGAGAAGAGGAAACUCUCCUUGGGACGUUCACGUACGACGUGGCAAAAGAGUCUAUUCAGACCUUCCCUCUGAAGAACGCGCCGCUUCCCAGAGCCUUUCCGUCUGUCAAACUGCUUGUGGAGAGCAACUGGGGAAACCCAGCGUACACCUGCAUUUAUCGAGUGCAGGUUCAUGGGAAGAUGGCGCAACCAGAGAGCCCCAGGUGAAACCAGAGAGGAAAAAAAGUCCAACAUGAGAAAGAAGAAGAAGGGGAGGAAGAACAAAUAAAUCUAAAAGAUGUGGCAAUUGA
Molecule: messenger RNA, 2344 nt
Organism: Phalacrocorax carbo (great cormorant)
Lineage: Eukaryota; Metazoa; Chordata; Aves; Suliformes; Phalacrocoracidae
Source: RefSeq, a predicted model, not a curated record